Scophthalmus maximus (turbot) is the source of this 2110-nucleotide messenger RNA. Its product is annotated as ras-related protein rab7. The record is from RefSeq and is a predicted model, not a curated record. NCBI's taxonomy places the organism in Eukaryota, Metazoa, Chordata, Actinopteri, Pleuronectiformes, Scophthalmidae. The transcript has 6 exons. Gene Ontology annotation, cellular component: phagocytic vesicle; late endosome; lysosome. Bases 369 to 992 code for a protein of 207 amino acids. Gene Ontology annotation, biological process: endosome to lysosome transport; phagosome-lysosome fusion. Gene Ontology annotation, molecular function: GTPase activity; GTP binding.
GUUUUGGAGCAGGAAGUGAAAGGGGAAGAGAGAAGCUGUGGUAGCAGGCAGCAGCAGCAGCAGGCAAGACUUCACACUAAGUGACAAAUCGACCUUCCAGUGGCAGAUAACCCGCCUCGUCGAGUCACCACACGGUUCGUCAGUGUUCGCGCGAAGGAAGAGUCAUUUUUUUAUAAGAAUUUGACACGAGGCACUGUCAAGUAAACGCAGGCUAACGAGCGAGCCGUCGAGCUAGCUCCCUAACGUAACGUCUAGUUAGCCCCCGACGCUAACUGCCCUGAGGAAUCACAGCUCGUCUGCCCGCAGCCUGGUCCGCGACCGUCGGCACGUCUCCGCUCCGCCGAGCCGCAAACUGAGACUUUGGAAAAAUGACAUCCAGGAAGAAAGUGCUCUUGAAAGUCAUCAUCCUGGGAGAUUCUGGUGUUGGAAAAACCUCCCUGAUGAACCAGUAUGUGAACAAGAAGUUCAGCAACCAGUACAAAGCGACGAUAGGAGCGGACUUCCUCACGAAGGAAGUGAUGGUGGAUGACCGACUCGUUACAAUGCAGAUUUGGGACACCGCUGGCCAGGAGAGGUUCCAGUCCUUGGGUGUUGCGUUCUACCGUGGAGCAGACUGCUGUGUGCUGGUGUUUGAUGUGACCGCACCAAACACUUUCAAGACACUUGACAGCUGGAGGGAUGAGUUCCUGAUCCAGGCCAGCCCCCGAGAUCCUGAGAACUUCCCCUUUGUGGUGCUAGGCAACAAGAUCGACUUGGAGAAUAGACAGGUAACCACCAAAAGGGCCCAGGCUUGGUGUCAGAGUAAGAACAACAUCCCCUACUUUGAGACCAGUGCCAAAGAAGCCAUUAACGUAGAACAGGCAUUCCAGACUAUUGCACGUAACGCCCUCAAACAGGAGACAGAGGUGGAGUUGUAUAAUGAAUUCCCUGAGCCCAUCAAACUGGAUAGGAACGACAGAGCUAAACCUUCAGCAGAAAGCUGCAGUUGCUGAAGGACAACUUGGACCAUCUUCUCUCUCUUGGCUUUCUGAACCACCCCGUCACCGGUUACAUCACCUGCACCUUGCUCCGAGGGAAAGAACUUCCCUGCUGGUCUUCCUCCUUCACACCACUAUUCAUUCUGUCAAAACAUCCCCUCACGACGUACGCUGCACAUGGAUGUACCCCACGCUCAUCCCCACUUAGUACACAAAUUAAUACACUAGCGUACUCUCGUAAAAUACGCAGUCAAAUCUAGUGCCCAAAGAUCACACGAGAAAGAAUGACACACCCUCUGACCUCGCGGUCCCUGACUCGAUUGUGAGUGAUCUCCUGUCCUGCCUGCCCACCUGUCUGACUGUGGCCCCCGAUUCUCACACAGAGGGGCCAGAUGGAGCCAUGUUCACAGAUUGAUCUCUGGAUGGAUCGACUGACGCUCUGUAAUGUGAGAAGAUGUUGGCUAAUGUCAGCAUUCCAAAUUUUUUUGGGCUACAUCUGCUACAACACAGCUUUUGGUCAAAUUCAACGAAUGAUCCUUUACGCUCAUUUUCCUUGACAAAUAUACCCUGAGGAUUUUUCAUACAGUUUGGUGAUUGUAUUACCUUCUCCCUUCAAGGUUGUGUGUAGAUGGGUUGAUAACUGCCUCAGGGUGCAGAUGAAAUGCUCCUUAAAAUACAUCAAGUAACAGCUGUUGAUGCAGUCACAGUGUAAAACAUGGAAUCAUUCUUAAUAUAUUAAUAUUUGCCUUUUAUGUAACAUUACUUGUACUGCUACUAUUACUGCUGUAUGUAUUACGUCCUUCAUCAGACAUCUUUCAAUGCUAUGGAAUUACAGUGCGUGUCACCAACACAGCAUACAUCUGCCUUCUGUCUUUGUUCUUGCUGUUCCCUCUAUCUGCUUGUAGCUCAGGUUGGCUAAGUACUUAAUAUUUUAAUGGAUUGUGUAUUACGAUGUAUAGACAAUAAAGGUAAAAGGCUGAUGGAUUGAACAGAAAUCAACGUUCUCUUUCCAUUUAAAGAAAAGAUCCAACUUUUUGCCCUGAUAUUACUCCUCCUUAUUGAAGAAAAUCACUGCGAUGCCAAUGAUGUUGUCAAACAAAUUGGGAUGUCAAAUAAUAAAACUCUUGAAUAUA